GAUCAGCGCGGUGCGCCGGCCGCAGCGCGCUACCGCGGCGGCCAUUAGAGGGUGAACCAACGGCAAAGGAAGACCUUUCUCUCUGUCACUCUCUCACUGUCCACUCUGCCUGUAAAAAAUAAAAAAUAAAAAAAAAAAGAAAGUGUGAGAUUGAGGCUCCAACUGAAGCCUCAACUGAUGAGGUGGGGUCUGCAGGGGCCAAGGCCUGGGUGGGAGCCCCAUGGGUCUGUCCCAGUAGUGGCCGAAACAACCACUUCCCGCACAAGCACCAGGUGGAUGGUACACAGCUGUUCCUUGUGGGGCCCUGAGGGCAGGGGAUCCAGUGAGGCUGGGCUUGCCCAAGUCUGGAGUGAGCCCAGAGUCAAGUCCAGGAGGACAGGGCAGCCUUCCCCAGAGAGGCAGAACCAACUUCCCCCACAGGGUCAGGGAGCAGGUGGGGACAGUGCCAGAGGAAUUUGGCCAGAAGUAGGUGGGGGAGACUCCUGCCCCCUCAUGCCAACACCCUGGCCUUGCUGCCUCCUCCUCCCUGGAGACAACCAAGUGUGGCCCUGGAGCCUGAGAGCUGUGGAGAGGAGAGGGUGGCGUCUUUGCUCCUGGGGCGCUGGGCUGGGCCAGAGGGGACAGGAAGCAAGGACACCGGGGAUUGUCUCUCGCAACCGCAGCCCAGCCCCAGCCCGGGAGGAAGUUGUGCCGGGCGCUCUCCGCCGGUGCCUCCCUCGCUAUAUUGUUCAACAGGAAACACGGCAGUGCGGGAGCCUGGCGGUCGAGGAGGGAGCGCCGAACUGCGGGCCCACGCGCGCCUGCCGGGGCAAGUGGAAGCGAGGCCAACGAGCGGACGCCCCGAGGCGCGGUUGGAAUGCCGUCGGAGAGCCCAAGAUGAUUUUAUGCAAGUCCCCAUUUCAGCUACAGGAAAACUGAGGCCCGAACGCGCCCGGCGAGUGCGGGAUCGAGACUGGCGCCCGAGUCCUGGUCCCGCAGUGCGGUGCCCUUCCCGCUCCUGGCCCCUGCGGCCCGCAUCCUUGCUACCUGCAGGGAAACGCCGCGGCCCCGAUGGCGGCAGACGUCGAGGGGGACGUGUACGUGCUGGUGGAGCACCCCUUCGAGUACACCGGCAAAGACGGGCGCCGCGUCGCCAUCCAGCCCCUCGAGCGCUACCGGCUGCUGCGCCGCAGCACCGAGCACUGGUGGCACGUGCGGCGCGAGCCCGGCGGCCGCCCCUUCUACCUGCCCGCGCAGUACGUGCGCGAGCUGCCGGCGCUUGGCGACCCUGCCUCGGCCGCGCCGCCGCCCACGCUGCUGCACCCGGGCCCCGCAGCGCCGGAGCCGCUGACCUAUGACUACCGGUUCGUGAGCGCGCCCUCGCCCGACGGCUGCCCCGCCGAGCCCCGAGGCCGCGCCAGCUCACUGUGCGGCCCGGCGCGGCGCGGCGCGGCGGCGAAGCGCAGCCACCCGGCGCCCGGCCUGCCAGCCAGCCUGUACCUGCGACCCGCGGCGCCCGUGCGCCCAGCGCAGUCCCUGGACGACCUGGCGCGCACCGCCGCGCCCCCUGCCGGCCUCCUCGGGAGCGCGGGCCGCUCCAAGGCCUGCAGUGUGGCGGGCUCCUGGGUGUGCCCGCGGCCGCUGGCGCGGAGCGACUCGGAGAACAUCUACGAGGCCAUCCCGGACUUGCGCGGCGCACCGCGGGCGGAGAGCCAGACGCAGGCAGACGCCCCUGCGGAGCCCGUGUACGCGAAUGUGGAGAGGCAGCCCCGGGCCCCUUCCCCCGGCCCUGGCCAGGUGUGGGAGACUCACAGGGACGCAGACAGCGGGCGCCCCUACUACUACAACCCGGACACGGGCGUGACCACCUGGGAGUCGCCCUUCGAGGCUGCCGAGGGCGCCGCCAGCCCCGCCACCUCCCGGGCCUCGGUGGGCAGCCGCGAGAGCCUCGAGACCGAGUGGGACCAGUACUGGGAUGAGGAGAGCCGCCGAGUGUUCUUCUACAACCCACUGACGGGCGAGACAGCCUGGGAGGACGAGCCCGAGAACGAACCGGAGGACGAGGCGGAGAUGCAGCCCUGCCUGAGCCCCGGCAGCCCCAGGAGCCAGCGGCCCCCCACCCCGGAGGCAGACUACCCGGAGGAGGACUACUCACCCCUGGGCUCCUUUGAUGAGCCCAGCCCCACCUCUCCCUUGACCACACCCCCUGGCUGGUCUUGUCACAUCAGCCAGGACAAGCAGACGCUGUACACCAACCACUUCACCCAAGAGCAGUGGGUGAGGCUGGAGGACCAACACGGGAAGCCCUACUUCUACAACCCCGACGACUGCUCGGUUCGAUGGGAUUUGCCCCAGGUCCAGGUCCCCGUCCCCGCCCCUCAGAGCACCUGCAACUCCAGCCAGGACAGUGACCCCCCAGCCCAGUCCAGCCCCCCGGAGGAGAAGAUCAAGACCCUGGACAAGGCAGGUGUGCUCCAUCGCACCAAGACGGUGGACAAGGGAAAGCGGCUCCGGAAGAAGCACUGGAGCGCCUCCUGGACGGUGCUGGAGGGCGGGGUCCUGACCUUCUUCAAGGACUCUAAGACCUCGGUGACAGGAGGCCUGAGGCAGCCGGCCAAGCUCUCCACCCCUGAGUACACGGUGGAGCUGAAGGGAGCCUCUCUCUCCUGGGCCCCCAAAGACAAAUCCAGCAAGAAGAAUGUGCUGGAGCUGCGGAGCCGAGAUGGCUCGGAGUACCUGAUCCAGCACGACUCAGAGGCCAUCAUCAGCACAUGGCACAAGGCCAUCGCCCAGGGCAUCCAGGAGCUGUACGCAGACCUGGUCCCCGAGGAGGACAGCCAGAGCGGCGGUGCCGACUUCGGGUCGAGCGAGCGCCUGGGAAGCUGGCCGGACCGAGAGGACGACGUGCGGCCCAGUGCGUCCGCCGCGCCUGUCCUGAGUCCCGGGGGCCUGGAGAGCGACCUGGGCAAGGUGCGGCACAAGCUGCGCAAGUUCCUGCAGAGGCGGCCCACGCUGCAGUCGUUGCGGGAGAAGGGCUACAUCCGAGACCAGGUGUUCGGCUGCGCGCUGGCCGCGCUGUGCGAGCGCGAGCGGAGCCCGGUGCCGCGCUUCGUGCAGCAGUGCAUCCGCACCGUCGAGGCGCGGGGGCUGGACAUCGACGGGCUGUACCGCAUCAGUGGGAACCUGGCCACCAUUCAGAAGCUGCGCUACAAGGUGGACCACGAUGAGCGGCUCGACCUGGACGACGGGCGCUGGGAGGACGUCCACGUGAUCACUGGCGCCCUGAAGCUCUUCUUCCGGGAGCUGCCCGAGCCCCUCUUCCCCUUCUCGCACUUCCGCCAGUUCAUCGCAGCCAUCAAGCUGCAGGACCAGGCCCAGCGCAGCCGCUGUGUGCGCGACCUGGUGCGCUCCCUGCCCGCCCCCAACCAUGACACUCUGCGGCUGCUCUUCCGGCACCUGUGCAGGGUGAUCGAGCACCGCGAGCGGAACCGCAUGUCGGUACAGAGCGUGGCCAUCGUGUUCGGGCCCACGCUGCUGCGGCCCGAGACCGAGGAGAGCAGCAUGCCCAUGACCAUGGUGUUCCAGAACCAGGUGGUGGAGCUCAUCCUGCAGCAGUGCGCAGACAUCUUCCCGCCGCACUGACCGCGGCCCGGCCCGGGGGCGG
Messenger RNA from Lepus europaeus (European hare), 3643 nucleotides. RefSeq names its product Rho GTPase activating protein 27 (gene ARHGAP27). Gene Ontology annotation, molecular function: protein binding. The record is from RefSeq and is a predicted model, not a curated record. Gene Ontology annotation, cellular component: cytoplasm. The transcript has 17 exons. The coding region runs from base 1051 to 3621 and encodes 856 amino acids. Lineage: Eukaryota; Metazoa; Chordata; Mammalia; Lagomorpha; Leporidae. Gene Ontology annotation, biological process: signal transduction; regulation of GTPase activity.